GGUACGUGGUGGUACAACACUGUUAAAUUCAGCAGUAACAAAGUCCUGCUGGAUACGGUUCGCUACUUCCACUGUGCAUUCAUGCGCUCCCCGCGGAUGUCAAUGGUUCAAGUCAUUGAGGUGCUGUCGAAUGCCUAUGAAUUCAAUCCGAACUUCAACAAAGAGGUGGUCAGUCGGCCCAGCGACAAUGUCGAACUGCCUCCG
Messenger RNA from Opisthorchis viverrini, 204 nucleotides. RefSeq lists its product as hypothetical. The transcript has a single exon. The record is from RefSeq and is a predicted model, not a curated record. Lineage: Eukaryota; Metazoa; Platyhelminthes; Trematoda; Opisthorchiida; Opisthorchiidae. The annotation marks the transcript as partial.